Rotaria sp. Silwood1 is the source of this 648-nucleotide messenger RNA. The record is from the annotation of a GenBank genome assembly. NCBI's taxonomy places the organism in Eukaryota, Metazoa, Rotifera, Eurotatoria, Philodinida, Philodinidae.
AUGAAUAGAAAAACACAUUUAGAAGAUUUAUCAAAUGAAAUAUUCUUUGAAAUAUUUGAUUAUUUACAUAUGCUUCAUAUAUUUACUGGUUUUAUUUUAUUAAAUAAACGAAUAUCAAAUAUUUUAAAAUCAAUUCCACUUCAUAUUGUUAUUUCAUUUGGAAAUUCUCGUCAACAAAUUGAUUUUCUUUUGUCUCAUUUAACUUCUCAUGAAGAUCAAGUUAUUUCAAUAAAUAUUUUAGAUAGAAUUCGUGAUCAUUCAUCUAUAAUUCAUUUAUUAUUUAAUCGACAUAAUUUUAUUAAUUUAAAAUCAUGUAAAUUCAUAUCAAUUCAAUCAAUGACUAAACUUAAUAAUAUCAUUAAACAAAUUGGAAAUCUUAAUAAACUUGUUAUACUUGAAUUAAUUCAACCAGAUCGUAAAGAUUUAAAUGAAAAUAAUAAUGAUGAAUUAACUCGAAUAUUACUAACAAAUAAAUCAUCAUCUCUUCGUUCACUUAAACUUCAAUAUCCUAAUCAGUAUUUAAAUAUAUCAAAUUAUACAUUCAUAAAUUCAAAUCUUAUAUCACUUCAUUUACGAAUAUCUGGUUCAUCUUCAACUGUAUCUGUUCAUACAGUUUUACAAAUUUUUCGUCUUUGUUAUAGAAUAUGA